GCCCAAUAAUUGGAAUGCGAUGGCGAUGUUUGUAUUGCGAGGACUACCACUUGUGUACGAAGUGUUAUAUGCAAGACGAACAUAAAGUAAAACAUCCGUUUGAAAGACAUCAGGGAAUGAAAACAAUGAGUGACAAUGUAGGAAUUAGGUACAAUGUAGAGUGUGUGGAAGGGAGGGGGAUUCUCAUUGGAGCACGUGUGAAAUCGAGGAAAGGUCCAAAAAUUGAAGGAACAGUGAUCGAUAUGGAAGAUAGCAUACCGCUAUAUAAUUGCGACGCAAAAGUCAUCUGGGAAGGUGGACCUACUAGAAGAUGCAGAGUUGGAAGACAUGGAGAAGUGGACAUAAAGUUUAUAGUACCGGCAGAAGUACCUUACAUUGAAGACCAUUUACAAAAAAUCACUGAAGGUAUUAGUGUCGUUCAACCAGACACUCAGCUUCUACGUUAA
Messenger RNA from Saccostrea cuccullata (small rock oyster), 446 nucleotides. RefSeq names its product E3 ubiquitin-protein ligase MIB2-like. Gene Ontology annotation, molecular function: zinc ion binding. NCBI's taxonomy places the organism in Eukaryota, Metazoa, Mollusca, Bivalvia, Ostreida, Ostreidae. Gene Ontology annotation, cellular component: cytoplasm. The transcript is spliced from 3 exons. Gene Ontology annotation, biological process: protein ubiquitination. The record is from RefSeq and is a predicted model, not a curated record. Bases 15 to 446 code for a protein of 143 amino acids.